Molecule: messenger RNA, 831 nt
Organism: Paraglomus occultum
Lineage: Eukaryota; Fungi; Glomeromycota; Glomeromycetes; Paraglomerales; Paraglomeraceae
Source: the annotation of a GenBank genome assembly
AUGUCUUUUAAAACAGCAGGCAAACGUUUCCUAUCGACAGUAAAAGAAACAAACGGCGGUGAACAAGCAAUAUUAUUUCAGGCACCGAAGACAGACUUUACUGGCGUGGUGGGAAAGGCUCUCGGAAUGGGGGCGCUUACCGUCAUGGCGGUGCAACAUGUCAAACAAGAACUUAAUGAGAAGAUUGCUGGCGUCGAACAAAGACUGGAUGAGAAGAUUGCUGGCGUCGAACAAAGACUAGAUGAGAAGAUUGCUGGCGUCGAGCGAAGACUAGAUGAGAAGAUUGCUGGCGAACAAAAUCCACCCGAAACGCUUCAAAGUCUCCUCAAAUAUGAGUACAAUCCUGGUCAGGCACGAAGGUUUCUCGCUCGCGUGGGAAAGAAUUUCAGAUGGCCCUCCUCCAUGCCAGAAUAUCUCAGAAGAUAUUCCUUUUUAUUAAUCGCUGACGUUGAGUUCGAAUCUGAUGACGAAGUCGGGUUUAACCACAUAUUUUACUACAACGCACUCGAUAGAGGUGAAUUUACGGGACAUGAGAACGAGUGGGUGACGAUACACAACCAGAAGUCACUUAUGCCACUACGUACUAAGCCAGCGAAGAUGGUGAUUUCUCAGCGCGCUAAUAAUGGAGGUGAUCACAAGACCAGAAUUCGCAUCAGAAGACCCAACGAAAAUAAUUUGAUCGCGAGUUUUUCGUAUGAAUUUUAUGAUACCAUGAAUAACAACAAAAAAUAUACAUGCGUGGUCGAUACAGGGGCUCCGGAAUCCAUCUUGCCAUAUCAUGUUAAAAGGAUACUUGGAAGGCGGGGAGCGAAGACUGGAUGGGAGAAUUGA